Symbiodinium sp. CCMP2456 is the source of this 531-nucleotide messenger RNA. NCBI's taxonomy places the organism in Eukaryota, Dinophyceae, Suessiales, Symbiodiniaceae. The record is from the annotation of a GenBank genome assembly.
AUGUCCGCGACUCCGCCGCUGCCACCUGCAUUCGGUCCACCAGUGCGGUCGGGCCUGGGCAGCUUCAGCACGGACAGCUGCUCAACCAAAGUUUCUGAAGCCACCACGAAGCUGUUCGAAUGUUUGGCGCGCGCCUCCUUGACUGACACUGACGAAACGAGUUCGCUCAUCAGCCGCUGUGGUUGCUACAACUCUCUAAAAACAUCGACGGAGGAAUGCGAGGAUGUUCUGCGAGUCAACAAGGGCGCAGUGCUUCGAGAUUUCUUCGAGGCUCAGGCAGAUGAAAAGACCACGACCUACUGCAAACAGUUGUGGUCUGAAUGGGAUUUUCGCGACCAAGUUCACUGGUGGGAGUCUUCAGAACUUCGCUUGUGUAUCUUUCUGGUCGUCGUUGCUUUGCUCGUCACCUGUCUUUGGAUUUACCGCGAUGUGGCUUGGAAAAACUUAAUUACGCCGCGACGACUUUCGAGCGCGAAAACAGAUCGGCGCAACCUCGAGUAUGAAUGCAAGAGGUGGUGCACGAGAUCGUGA